This is a messenger RNA of Chinchilla lanigera (long-tailed chinchilla), 2988 nucleotides long. It is a transcript of the gene Tmem43, whose product is annotated as transmembrane protein 43. Gene Ontology annotation, cellular component: nuclear inner membrane. The transcript has 12 exons. Lineage: Eukaryota; Metazoa; Chordata; Mammalia; Rodentia; Chinchillidae. The coding region runs from base 145 to 1347 and encodes 400 amino acids. The record is from RefSeq and is a predicted model, not a curated record. Gene Ontology annotation, biological process: nuclear membrane organization.
GUAACUCAAUAGCCAGUCGCGCGGGGGUCCUGGUGUCUGAACCGGGUUGCGAGGCUCUGGUCAACAGAGAAGCCAGCAGGCUGCAAGCUGCCGGGCCAGUCCACUUCCAGCGGAGCGAGUCAAGGGCGGGAGUCCGGCCCCAGCAUGGCCGCUAACUAUUCCACCACAGGUACCAGGAGAGAACAUGUAAAAGUUACGUUGGACGCUCAGCCAGGCUUCUUGGAGCGGUUGAGCGAGACGUCGGGGGGAAUGUUUGUGGGGCUCAUGACCUUCCUGCUCUCUUUCUACUUGAUUUUCACCAAUGAGGGCCGAGCGCUGAAGACUGCAACCUCACUAAAGGAGGGGCUGUCGCUGGUGGUGACCCCGGACAGCAUCCACAGUGUGGCCCCUGAGAACGAGGGCAGGCUGGUGCACAUCAUCGGGGCUCUUCGGACGUCCAAGCUCUUGUCUGACCCGAACUAUGGGGUGCAUCUUCCGGCUGUGAAGCUGCGGAGGCAUGUUGAGAUGUACCAGUGGGUGGAGACCGAGGAGUCCAGGGAGUACACUGAGGACGGGCAGGUGAAGAAGGAGACACGGUACUCCUACAAUACCGAGUGGCGGUCAGACAUCGUCAACAGUCGGAACUUUGACCGAGAGAUUGGCCACAAAAACCCCAGUGCCAUGGCAGUGGAGUCCUUCACGGCCACUGCCCCCUUUGUCCAGAUCGGCAGGUUUUUCCUCUCGGCAGGCCUCAUAGACAAAAUCGACAACUUCAAGCCACUCAGCCUGUCCAAACUGGAGGACCCUCAGGUGGACAUCAUCCGCCGAGGGGACUUUUUCUACCACAGCGAAAACCCCAAGUUCCCGGAGGUGGGAGACCUGCGCGUCUAUUUUUCCUAUGCAGGACUGAGCAGCGAUGAUCCCGACCUGGGCCCGGCCCACGUGGUCACAGUGAUUGCCCGGCAGCGGGAUGAUCAGCUUGUCCCAUACUCCACCCAGUCAGGGGAGACCUUGCUGCUCCUGCACCAUGGGGACUUCUCUGCAGAGGAGGUGUUUCGCAGAGAACACCGGAGCAACUCCAUGAAGACCUGGGGCCUGCGGGCGGCUGGCUGGAUGGCCAUGUUCAUGGGCCUCAACCUCAUGACUCGGAUCCUCUACACCCUGGUGGACUGGUUUCCCGUCUUCCGAGACCUGGUCAACAUCGGCCUGAAAGCCUUUGCCUUCUGCAUGGCCACCUCGCUGACCCUUCUGACAGUGGCCGCUGGCUGGCUCUUCUACCGACCCUGGUGGGCGUUCCUCAUCGGCUGCCUGGCCCUGGUACCCGUCCUCAUUGCCCGGACACGGGUGCCUGCCAAAAAGUUGGAGUGAAGGAAGCUGUAGUGUCCACCUGACCCCCGUGGCAGCCUCGGGACUCAGGCCGCCCCAUGCCUGGCCCAGCUCCAUCCCCAAGCCUCAGGGGCAGUCUUGGAUUCUUGGAUUCUGCACCCACUGUUCUUCAGAGGGGCAGACCUAGCAGCAUGCCUGUCAGGCUUGUGUUCACAGGUUUACCCCUCCUUCUUUCUUGCUGUAAGCAGCUUUGGUGAGCAUGGCAGCUCGAGGGUGGUAACCCAAUAAGCAGCAGCUUCCUGGUCCCCUCCCCCUUGUCCUGGGACUGCAUGGGUGCAGCAGCGACGAUCCAGAGACCUGCUGGGGAGGUGGGGAUCGCCCUGGUCACUGCGUACUUCUCAAGUGCCAAGACUGCUCAGCCCGUCAUAGCCACGACCCCAGAGGACAGCCUUGGUCGGCACCAGGCAUACCAAGCACUGGCCUGGGCGGCAGGUGCACUUAGAACAGAUCUGUGGACAGAACGCGAUCUAGUACCUAACAGUCACUCUGGAUGUCACGACGAGCGGACCGGCAUGUCUGUCGGCUGCAUAUGCCUGCGGUCCGGCUGGGCAGGGACCUUUUGGCCUGUGAGACCUCCAAAGCUUUAUAUACAUUUUUCUUUGGUAUUUUGCUUCUACCCCAGGUUGUCACUGAAGACCUAAAAAAACCAAACUUCCUGAACAGUGGACCUCUUUAUUACAGAUGACAGCCUUGAGUCUGCCCUUUGAGGUUAAGUCAGAGCACAGAAAGCUGCUGAACUGGGUGUGACUCAGCUGACGUGAUAACUGGGUGUGACUCAGCUGACGUGAUAGCACGGUGUGAAGCUUUGAGAAGCUUUUGGGAACAAGUGUCAGCAACAGGGUUUGCUUUCUGCUCACCUGACGAUGGUUUGAGCUUGCAGUCAGCCAUCCCAGGAGGGGGCUGGGAGUUCUGUGCUGGGUAUUCUCCAUGCCAACCCAGUCACAUCUGCGAGCAAGAGGACGAGGGCUGGUGCAGGAAUCUGCCUUGUCCUGGCAGUGCUAGCCCUCGAGCGGCUGCUUUUGUGUGGUUCUUUUGCAUGCUUAGUGUCCAUGGUUUGACUCGUCCUAGAUAAAACUCACCCAUACUCAGUUCAGUUCCUGAGCUUUCCAGCUCCUCUUCCACCCCUUAAAGCAGGUUGUAACCUUGAUGUCCUAAUGUAUGUUUUAUACAGUCUUUAUGUGGUUUCUUCUAGCAAGUUGUUUUGCCCUUGCCAGGAGUGGUUGCUUCGGCAACCAACUGCAUGUGGCUUCCCUGGGAGGAGAAUCUGAGCCUGGUGACCGGUAGUACUCUCCCUCUGUCCGGUUGUCUGCGCAGUGCACAGGAAUUCUGUUACACCCAGCACCUGAAGGGACUUCUCUGGGCUUUGGGCUGACAUGGUAUCCACGACCGCAUAGUGAAUCACUGAACUCUCAACAGAUGCUUUUGGAAAACAGAGACAGUACAAUUAGGUGAUGACCAAAUCUGAAAAAAAAUUUUCUUAUAUGGAUUUUAAACUGCCAAUUUCAAAAGUGCAGCAAAAUAGUGUUAGUACUUUGAAGGCUUUGGGAAACCACCACAAAAUUUGUAUUAUCUUUGUAUUUUUAUAAAAAUUCAAAAUAAAUUUCUCCCUAUCUCUUGGUGUAA